GCAGGAAGAAAUGGAGGUGAAUUGGACUGGCCAUACUCUGAGGAAACAAACCAUCAGGUGACAUCACUAGACAAGCCAUUGCUCGAGUGGAACCCGAAAGGGAAACGGCAAGUUGGUCGUCAGUGGGAGGGUGACUCGGAGGAGUUCAUGUGUAG
Messenger RNA from Trichobilharzia regenti, 155 nucleotides. NCBI's taxonomy places the organism in Eukaryota, Metazoa, Platyhelminthes, Trematoda, Strigeidida, Schistosomatidae. The record is from the annotation of a GenBank genome assembly.